CUUAGGCUACAAGUACGGAUAGUAUGGACAUUGGAACAACUAUGUAGAAGGCCCCUUGCCUCUAGCCAUAUAAACGGGGACAAACGCCGGAUAUAUACCAAUCAUAUUUCCAAAUCGAAUAAUAAUUUUAACGUAUAACGUAACCGUUCAAGAUUGACAGGGUGUUUCUAGGUUAAAUAUAAUAGUUAUUCAAGUACAGUAACGAAUGGCUUGUUCUUCGUUACUGUCCACCACUGGUUAAUGAUUAACACAUCAGCUAUGUGGAUGGCUAGCUAGACAGAAUUUUUUUAAAUUGUAGCUGGCUGUUACCAAAUGAAUGUGAAUGUGGAAACAUAUCCUCAGUGAAACAACAUAGUCCUAAAACAAUUUUGCACGACAAAGCAGCAUAAUACUUACGUUAAAAUUGCGUUCAGUUGAAAUUGACUCGUCGUCGUCGAUAACUUUUCCUUACUGCGUCAGUCCCGUUUUGGCGCCGAGUUUGUUCACCUCACUGACGUCAUUCAGAUGUGACGGACAGUCGGCGCAGAAGAUUUAAAAUAUAUAUAUAUAUUUUUUUUUUUUCAGAGAAUCUUGAGGAUUGUUUGUGAAUUCUACGUUGUCUUAUAUGUAAUAAUAUACAUGUUUUUUUUACACAAUUGCUUUGACGGUUAACCAAUCGGGAGAUCGGGAGGAAGGCCAAACAGGAAGCAGGGUAGCCCAGCAGUGAAACCCUAGAACCGCCAAAAUCACAGAUCAACCUCGUCAGAAGACAUGUCGGUGUGGCGCUGCAUGAUCUGUAUCAUUUUUGUGGCUUUUAGAUUGAAGAAUCUUCUUAGCCACAUCAAUGUCACACAUGGUCGUAAUGCAGAAUUUUGGGUUUUCUGUGGGAUUGAUGGCUGUGAGCAAGAGUUCAGAGUUUUUAACUCAUUUUAUCGUCACCUGAAACGAACGCAUCCCCUGUAUGUAACGUCUGGAUGUCCACCAUGUCAAUGGAGAACGACACCCACAUCCGCACCACCUUUAUUAGAAAACUUCGGCGUAUCGAUAUUUGGCAAUUCUAUGACUCCUUCCAUGGACAGCUCCAUGGAAUCAUCACCUGACCUUCUCGAACUUGGAACGCAGGACCCACCAGAGAUGCCUGAGGCCCAAUCAAGCAAUGCAGGAGAAGCUGCAGCUCCAACAUCUGUCACCGGGCCUGACAUUGCCAGAUCUGCAGCAGCUUUUGCCAUAAGUGUUCGUGAACAAUGCCACCUGUCACAGAGGACUGUCAACAACAUCAUCACAGGGGUACAGCAAUAUCAAGCCACUCUUCUGGAAACAUUGAGGAAUAAAAUGAGAGAAGUAUUUGAAGAACACACCGGGACAUCUCAGCUUCAAGAUGCAGCACUGGCUACAUUUGAUAAUUUCAUUGAUCCCUUCUCCACUACUACAAAUGGACUGGAAAGAGCUGUUUCAGAACAUUUCAGUCCAGUGAGUCCAGAAGAAGUCGUUGUCUCUCAGACAAUUUGUCGGGUCAAAAAGGGCAGUUCAAGAGUUAUGGCCAUACGAAAAAGAGGUUUUUACUAUGUGCCACUAAUUGAAAGCCUUAAGCAACUUCUUUCUGAUUCGCGAAUCUUUACCAUGUUUAAUACUGUACCACCAAGAAGCCGAGAGGGAUACUUGUAUGACUUUGUUGAUGGGGAUAUGUUCAGAAACCAUCCAUUGUAUUCUAGGAAGCCCAACGCAUUGCAAUUAAUUCUGUAUACAGAUGAGAUCGAAAUAUGCAAUCCCCUGGGUUCUUACACUAGAGCAAACAAAUUGUUAAUGGUUUAUUACAGCUUAGGUAAUAUUGAUCCCAAAUUUAGGUCUAAAUUAGCAGCAAUACGACUCCUGGCUAUUGCAAAAGCUGAAUAUGUGAAGAAGUGGGGUGUUGAUGCGGUUUUACAAAGAAUUCUGAAAGACAUGGAUUUACUCUAUAAUGGUGUUAAAAUUGAAACAAAAAACGGUGAUAUGGACUUAUAUGGUGCUGUGAUAGCUUUGUGUGGAGACACACUUGCCCAACAUGAGCUUGCUGGGUUUAAAGAAGGGGUUGGUUUUGCGUAUCGCAAGUGCAGGCACUGCGAAUGUACUUUUGAAGAUAUGCAAACAAGUUUUGAUGAGAAUGAGUUUGUCCAAAGAACUCAUGCGAAGCACAUUAGGCAAUGUUUUGAAAUAGAUAAAGCCAGCACAGAUAAUUUACAGGCCAACCUCAAAACCACUUAUGGAAUAAACAGAAGGAGCAGACUUAUUGAUUUUCCUGCAUUUGAUAUAAUCCAACAAACUCCUCAGGAUAUAAUGCACGUAAUCUUUGAAGGUGUCGCACCGAUGGAAAUUAAGCUUGUGUUAAAAAAACUUAUUUUGUCAGGAGACAUAGAAUUAGAUGCAUUCAAUUCGGCUCUUCAGAAUUUUCCUUAUUCACCUCUUGAUGUACGUGAUAAGCCUUGCCCUAUCAGUGUGACCACUUUAACUUCUAAUGACAACAAAUUGAAGCAAACAUGUGGGCAGAUGUUAAUACUUAUAAAAAUACUACCUUUUCUUUGGGGAGAUGUGGACAAUGAGUAUGUUACAUUUAUUAAUACAUUGAUUGAAAUAGUACAGAUAGUACUUGCUCCAGUAAUUUCUUUACAAACAAUAUCACAGCUCAAAAUUAUGAUCGAAAAACAUUUGAAUCAAUUCAAACACCUUUUCCCUGAGAGUAAUGUAAUACCUAAGCAGCAUUACAUGUUGCAUCUACCCAGUCAAAUCAAAUCCCUUGGUCCUUUGAUAAGAUGCAUGUGCAUGCGAUUUGAAGCAAAGCACAGUUAUUUUAAGCAGUGGGCUUCAAAAUUGAAUUUUAAAAAUGUUUGUAAGUCACUAGCUAAACAUAAUCAGUUCCUUGAGUGUUGUCAGAAUGAAAUUGGCUGUGAGCAUCCUAUUUUUGCAAAUGAGAGAGAAUUAGGGCCUAUUUCCGAGGUUGCAAAUCUACAGUACAUUCAAGCUAAAUUUAGAGACUUUUUGGGCAUGGAGAUUUCAGAGAAUGUUGUAUCAGUUAAAUGGCUCAUCCUUAAUGGAAAUAAAUACAUAAGUGGGAAGUCUUUGAUUAUCACUCACGUGGAUGAUCAUUUGCCUGUGUUUGGAUUGGUGAAAGGCAUUUUUAUGGUAAAUUCCUUUUUUAGUGCUUUUGAAACUAUACCAUAUGAAACCUUAACCUUUGACAAAGAUUUCUGUGCCUACAAAGUGACAAUUCCCGCUCUUGCCCAAGCAACGGAACUAGUGCAUGACCUCAUUGAUCAUACCUCAUAUUUCUCUGUUUCUUUCAAAGGAAGUGUGUUUGUCCCAAUAAAAUAUAAUCUAAGUGACAUAAUUGCUGACCGAAAUGGCCCUAGCACUUCAUGAGGUCAUUAUAUCUAUCAUUAUGUAAUAAUUGUUACUUGGUACAGAUUUUUUUUAUUUUUGAUUAUUUUUCAAAAAACGUUUGAGGAGUGGAAAUCCAUCCCUUUCGGGUUGUUCUUACUUUUGAAGAAAAAAUAAUAAUUUCAUUACUUGCCAAGUGGCAACAAAAUAUGAGGUGUCAUUUAACUCUGUUACCCUGUUAGCCUACUCAUGUAGUCACAUUUUGUUUCAAUGGAGAUUCCUUUGUUUGAACCUGUUGGGGAUCAAUCCCUUU
This is a messenger RNA of Gadus chalcogrammus (walleye pollock), 3643 nucleotides long. RefSeq lists its product as uncharacterized. NCBI's taxonomy places the organism in Eukaryota, Metazoa, Chordata, Actinopteri, Gadiformes, Gadidae. Bases 751 to 3372 code for a protein of 873 amino acids. The record is from RefSeq and is a predicted model, not a curated record. The transcript has 3 exons.